Parnassius apollo (apollo) is the source of this 363-nucleotide messenger RNA. The record is from the annotation of a GenBank genome assembly. Lineage: Eukaryota; Metazoa; Arthropoda; Insecta; Lepidoptera; Papilionidae.
AUGGCUAGCUCGAUUAUUAUAGCUGGUUUAGGCAUGGCAGCGAUUGGUUUCGCUGGUCGCUACAUUCUAAAACAACUACCUAAUGCCUCUAUGAAAUUCGCGGAAGCUGUAAAAAACUUGCCAAAAUUCGAUGCCGAAAGUUUAGCUAAUUCAAAAUAUUAUAAGGGUGGAUUUGAACCUAAGAUGACUAAACGAGAAGCAGCACUUAUAUUGGGCAUCAGUCCUACAGCUAGUAAAGCGAAGCAGAUAAGGGAUGCUCACAGGCGAGUAAUGUUAUUAAAUCAUCCGGACCGUGGGGGUUCGCCAUUAAUUGCUGCUAAAAUCAAUGAGGCAAAGGAUGUUUUGGAGAGUGGUAAAUCAUAA